Messenger RNA from Rhagoletis pomonella (apple maggot), 1263 nucleotides. Its product is annotated as kinesin heavy chain-like. The annotation marks the transcript as partial. The record is from RefSeq and is a predicted model, not a curated record. The transcript has 2 exons. NCBI's taxonomy places the organism in Eukaryota, Metazoa, Arthropoda, Insecta, Diptera, Tephritidae.
AUCACCGGCGAUGAGCGCGCACGUCUAGAGGCUGAGCGCGAACGCCUCUACCAGCAGCUGGAUGAGAAGGACGAAGAGAUUAACCAGCAAAGCCAGUAUGUGGAGAAUCUGAAGGAUCAGAUUUUGGAACAAGAAGAGCUAAUUGCAAAUGCACGUCGCGAAUACGAGGCACUUCAGUCGGAGAUGGCCCGCAUCCAACAGGAAAACGAAUCGUCCAAGGAAGAAGUGAAAGAAGUGUUGCAGGCGCUUGAAGAAUUGGCUGUUAACUACGAUCAAAAGUCGCAGGAGAUUGAUACCAAGAACAAGGAUAUUGACUCCAUGAAUGAGGAAUUACAACAAAAGCAAACGCUGCUCAAUACGACCACGUCAGAGCUGCAACAAUUGAAGGACAUGUCAUCACAUCAGAAGAAACGCAUCAAUGAGAUGCUGACCAAUCUUUUACGUGAUCUCGCCGAAGUCGGUCAAGCAUUAACCGCUAGCGACUCUGGCGUCGACAUGAAGAUGAACACCGUCACUGGUGCGGGCGAUUCGACUAAAGUCGAGGAAGACUUCACCAUGGCGCGUCUAUAUAUUAGCAAAAUGAAGACGGAGGCCAAGAAUAUGGCACAGCGUUGUGUCAACAUGGAAACNCAGCAGGUGGACUCGAACAAAAAACUGUCCGAGUAUGAAAAAGACCUGGGCGAAUAUCGUUUAUUGAUCUCGCAGCAUGAGGCGCGCAUGAAGUCGCUACAAGAAUCGAUGCGCGAGGCCGAAAACAAGAAGCGCGCACUCGAGGAACAAAUUGAUUCACUGCGUGAGGAAUGCGCCAAGCUGAAGGCGGCCGAACAUGUGUCCGCUGUAAAUGCCGAAGAGAAACAGAAGGCGGAGGAACUGCGUUCCAUGUUCGACUCGCAAAUGGAUGAACUGCGUGAAGCGCACACCAAGCAAGUGUCCGAAUUGCGUGACGAAAUACUGGCCAAGCAGCAUGAGAUGAACGAAAUGAAGGAUGUGUACCAGAAGUUGAUCUUGGCACAUCAGCAGAUGACAGCCGAUUACGAGAAAUUGAAGCAGGAGGAAGCCGACAAGUCCAACAAGUUGCAGGACAUCAUUUUAACCAACGAGAGACGCGAGCAGGCACGCAAGGACUUGAAAGGUCUCGAAGAUACCGUUUCAAAGGAGCUGCAAACGCUGCAUAACCUCAGGAAGCUUUUCGUGCAAGAUUUACAGGUAAGUGUAGGGCAGAAAUCACCCAAAUUCAUACAAAGUGUAACUACUCAUUUUCUC